Molecule: messenger RNA, 1281 nt
Organism: Limanda limanda (common dab)
Lineage: Eukaryota; Metazoa; Chordata; Actinopteri; Pleuronectiformes; Pleuronectidae
Gene: cacng8b
Product: calcium channel, voltage-dependent, gamma subunit 8b
Exons: 5
Coding region: 1-1281 (426 amino acids)
Biological process (GO): neurotransmitter receptor internalization; regulation of AMPA receptor activity; calcium ion transport
Cellular component (GO): postsynaptic density membrane; AMPA glutamate receptor complex
Molecular function (GO): channel regulator activity; voltage-gated calcium channel activity
Source: RefSeq, a predicted model, not a curated record
AUGGAGUCGAAGGAUAGAAACUCGGCGUCAGGCAUGGUGUGUGAGAAGGGGAUCCAGAUCCUUCUCACCACCGUGGGGGCAUUCGCUGCCUUCGGCCUGAUGACGGUGGCAAUAGGGACGGACUACUGGCUGUACUCCCGCGCCAUGAUCUGCAACAGCACGGCCAACGUCUCCCAGGAUGACCCCCACAACAAGGACAAGAAGGACCCCGGGGCGCUCACCCACUCUGGACUGUGGAGGAUAUGCUGCCUGGAAGGAGUGAAGAGAGGAGUUUGUUCUCAGAUCAACCACUUCCCGGAGGAUGCAGACUUUGACCAUGACGGGGCAGAGUACGUCCUACGGGUAGUCAGGGCUUCCAACAUCUUCCCGAUCCUCAGUGCCAUCCUGCUGCUGAUGGGAGGCAUGUGCAUCGCUGCUAGUCGCUUGUAUAAGAGCAAAAGAAACAUCAUCCUGGGGGCUGGGAUCCUAUUUGUGGCUGCAGGACUGAGUAACAUCAUCGGUGUGAUCGUGUACAUCUCGGCUGCGUUGGGCGACAUCUCUCCGAAGAAGGAUGAGGAUAAGAAGUGGCAGUACUCGUACGGUUGGUCCUUUUACUUCGGAGGUCUGUCCUUCAUCAUGGCCGAGAUGGUCGGGGUGCUGGCCGUCAACAUCUACAUCGAGAAGAACAAGGAGCUGCGCUGCCGCUCGCGCACCGACAUUUUCAAGAGCACGACGCACGCCAUGCUCCGCCUGCCCAGCUACCGCUUCCGCCGCCGAUCCCGCUCCUCGUCCCGCUCCACCGACCCCUCCCGGUCCCGAGACCCCUCACCUGUAGGGGGAGGUGGAGGCAAGAACUUUGGCCUGCCCCCAUCCGCGUUGCUUUCCCAGGGGCCCAUCUCAGUGUCCACUCUACCCAACCCCCACUCCCGCUCCCACACGGCCCUGGCUGGAGGUGACAUCUCCCUCUACACGUUGUCCCGCGACCCCAAACUGGGGGGCUUGCCACCCAUGUACGGCACGGUGGACAGGGCCACGCUCUACCAGCUCCACAACUGCUUCCCAAAGGACGGGGGUGGAGGAGGAGGAGUGAUGAUGAGCGGCACACUCCCCUCGCUUAAGUCCCACAACCCUUCAAAUUCUUCCAACUCAAACGCGCAGAUGCCCAACUCGGUGGGCUCCGGCCCCCCGCCCUUUAACUCGUCCACAGUGGACAGGGAGCGAGGGAUGGGGACUCUGGACCGGCUCAAGGGGGACAGGGAGAGCAACUCUAACACCCUCAAUAGGAAGACAACGCCUGUGUAG